This is a messenger RNA of Oenanthe melanoleuca, 1330 nucleotides long. RefSeq names its product synuclein alpha (gene SNCA). The record is from RefSeq and is a predicted model, not a curated record. Gene Ontology annotation, biological process: synapse organization; chemical synaptic transmission; regulation of dopamine secretion. Gene Ontology annotation, cellular component: axon terminus; neuronal cell body; cytoplasm. Gene Ontology annotation, molecular function: cuprous ion binding. NCBI's taxonomy places the organism in Eukaryota, Metazoa, Chordata, Aves, Passeriformes, Muscicapidae. The transcript has 6 exons. The coding region runs from base 468 to 899 and encodes 143 amino acids.
GCUCGCUCUCCAUCACGCCUCCCUCCGCACAGCGCUCAGGGUGGGCGCAGGGCCGGGCGGGGGGCGCGCACCCCGCGGGGAGCGGCAGCCGGCGCUCCUCCUUCCCGCGGCGCAUCCUCCGCCCCCCGCCCUCGCCUCUUGCGGGGCUGCCGCCGGGGUGGUGCCAGCAGAGCCGGCGGGCUCCGAGCCUCGGCAUGUGCUGAGCAGGGGCCGCUGCCUCGGCCGCUCCGCGCUCCGUGCCCCGCAGCCUGCCCGGAGCGGGUCGGUGCCCGGUGAGUGCGGCAGGGCGGGGCGGUGCGGGAUUACAGGUGUGCGGGUCAUACAGGGCUGGCUGGCUGGCUAGACACGUCCUGUUGAACGUGUGGGCACGGGGAGGGAGGAGAAGCCGUGCCGCCGUCGCGCCCGUGGGUGCCCAUAUGGUCGCGCCGCGCUGCUUUCCUCGAGCUGUGUGAAGAAAGUCUUCAGCCAUGGAUGUGUUCAUGAAAGGGCUUUCCAAGGCAAAGGAGGGAGUCGUAGCAGCAGCAGAAAAAACCAAGCAGGGUGUGGCAGAGGCAGCAGGAAAGACGAAAGAGGGAGUCCUCUAUGUGGGUUCCAGGACCAAGGAAGGAGUUGUUCAUGGUGUUACAACAGUGGCUGAGAAGACCAAAGAGCAGGUGUCUAACGUUGGGGGAGCUGUGGUGACAGGAGUGACGGCGGUGGCGCAGAAGACGGUGGAAGGAGCGGGGAACAUCGCUGCAGCCACUGGCUUGGUCAAGAAGGACCAGUUGGCCAAACAGAAUGAAGAAGGUUUCCUGCAGGAGGGAAUGGUGAAUAAUACAGGUGUUGCUGUGGAUCCUGAGAAUGAGGCUUAUGAGAUGCCUCCAGAGGAAGAGUAUCAAGACUAUGAACCUGAAGCAUGAGAGUCCUUUCCUUCCUAUCACCUGAAAUCUACUGACUACUAAAGACGUCCCAUCCUGUACGAGUGCUGAGUUCCAAUGUGCCCAGUCGUUACAUUUUUUUACAGUUUUUACAGUGUAUUUUGAAGUCUUCCAUCAGCAAUGAUUGGAGUAUCUGUGACUGCAUCCACCUUGUUUCAGCAUCUCACUCCUGCUGAAAUGAAAGCCGGUUGGCAGGGUCAUUGUUGUGCUGUGGAUAUUGUGGCUUCAAGUUUAAAAGUUAAAAAAAGAAAAUAUUAAGUAAAACACCUAAGUGUCUACUGCUUAUUUCUAAUUCUGUACAUGUUUUGUUGAUAGGCUGUCAGUAAUUUGAUAUUGUUUAUGAUACAGUUUUUAUUUGUUUCCUAUGACUAUUCUUUCUGUGCAGAGAUGAUUUAUUGUGAGAGCUUUAUAUA